GAUUUCCUAGUUCAUGCGUCAAACCGGGAGAAUGGAGGUGACGCUCUAUUGCAGAGCCCUUUAAAGUGAAAUUUUACACAAGCCUACGGUAUUUUUUAAGCCGAGAACACUAUGGAGAUGAAUGAAAAGGACAUCGAAGAAGGUGGAGUAGGCGCAAUGUCGAAAACAGAUCUGAGCUGGAUUCCAGAAAUUUUUAAAAAGAGAGUGUGCACAACGUUUGUGGAGGACACUUUCAGCAAUGGCCGUCUAUGUCAGUGUGGGGUUGCGCGGGAUGGCCAUCAGUCAGUGGCCCUGGGUGAUUACUUUAGCACAGCCAUUGUCAGUCUGUGGGACAGUGCACAACACUCCUCAGAAAAGGCCACAGAUGCAUUCGGAGAGCUGGAGUUUGCAGGAGCUGGCAAGAGACACAGCUCUUUUUUGCGUCUUUCCAACAGCACACAUCCUUCUAGAGUCUAUGAAAUGAUGAAGGAACACUGGAAACUGACUCAGCCCAACCUUGUGGUAUCAGUGGUUGGUGGCGAAGGGAGGUCAAAGGUUAAGGGCUGGGUGCGAGAGGUGCUCAGGCAGGGGCUGGUUCAAGCUGCACAGAGUACAGGGGCUUGGAUCAUUACCAGUGGAUUGAGGGAAGGCAUUGGCAGAAUUGUUGGAGAGGCUGUGAAGGAUCAUGCCACUGCAAUUUCCUCUGUGUCUCUGAAUAAAGUGGUUCCUAUAGGCAUUGCUCAAUGGGGCCUGGUACAAAAUCGCCAACAGCUUGUCAACACUGAGGGAAGUUUCCCCGCAAAGUAUUAUGUAUCAAAUACAUCUCGUGACACUUGCAGUUUGGAUAAUAACUACAUGGCCUUCCUCCUGGUGGAUGACGGCAGCGUCGGUCGUAAAGGUGGCGAGGUCAGCUUUAGAGCCAAUCUGGAAUACUACAUUUCCUGUCAGCGUUCAGGCAGUGCAAGCAUUGAUAUCCCUGUUCUGUGUAUGCUAAUAUCUGGAGAAGCGGCUAUGCUAGAGGCAUUAGAUAUUUCGCUGAAGAAUGCAAUGCCAUGGUUGGUCUUGGCCGGUUCGGGGGGUCUUGCCAACCUUGUGAGCGACAUUGUGGAAAAUGUGCAAUCUGCUCCGAAGUCUCCACCUGGGGGAGCAGAGGAGGAUGUGACUCCUAACAUGGAACUUAAAGAACGAAUGGCAGAGAAAGUGAAGAAGCAUUUUCCUUCAGAACAUGAUACAGACAAACUUGUAGACAAGCUGUUUAGCAUCUACCAGAGCAAGGAUCUUAUCUCCAUUUAUCAUGCAGAGCAGGAGGGAGCAGAUGAUUUUGACACUGUUUUACUUAAAACUCUUGUUCAAGCAAGUAAACAUCGUGUCUCAGGGACAACUAAUCCUUAUGCUGAUGAGUUGAAGCUGGCUGUAACUUGGAACAGAGUGGAUAUUGCCAAGAGUGAACUCUUCAAAGGAAACAUCCUGUGGAAGUAUGAUGACCUAGAGGACUCCAUAACUGAUGCACUGAAAAACAAUAAACCACAGUUUCUACGUCUCUUUAUUGAUAAUGGUCUGAAUAUUUUGGAAUACCUAACUUACGGCAGAUUGGAGGACCUGUACAACUCCAUCUCUGAAAACUGUCUGGUCAACUCACAGCUUCAGAAUCUCCUAGGAGUCCGUCUGAAUGAGGCCAGCCCUAAUCAACCAUGCAAAAUCAGUCUUUAUGAGGUGUCUCAGCUGCUGGAGAAUCUGUUGGGGGAGGUUUGCUUGCCCUUCUAUACAUCAGUACUUUAUCUGGACACACAAUGUUCCAAAAGAAAUUUCAAGAAAAUAUGCAAGUUCUUGCAGGGGUCUUGCAAUUAUCGAUUGAUGUUGUGCAGGCACCCCUGGUUAUGUUUGUUUAUUUGGGCAGUGCUGCAAAACCGCAGUGAGAUGGCUAUCUUUUUCUGGGAAAUGUGUGGAGAGUCAGUUCUGACUGCAUUGGGAGGUUGCAAACUCUUGAGAGAGCUGUCUAAAUUGGAGAAUGAGACAGAGGCCAAGCUUUCCAUUAAGGAUUUGGCACUGAAGUUUGAGAAUAUGGCUCAUGGUGUGUUUAGCAUAUGUUAUCAAACCAAAGCAAGCAAUUCCUUUAAGCUUUUGAUCCGGAAGUCUCAUCUGUGGGGUGAUGCCACCUGUCUGAAAAUGGCCAUGGCGGCUGAUGCCCGACUUUUCUUCAGCCAUGAUGGAGUGCAGUCCCUGCUAUCUCAGAUCUGGUGGGGUGACAUGGAUAGAGGCACUGCGGCAUGGAAAGUCAUCCUGACUAUGGUCUUUCCUAUGCUAUGCUGCACAAACCUCAUCGAAUUCAGGAAUGUGGAGAAUGUAGAAGAGAAGAAAUCAUCACUGGUUGCACAUCCAGCUUCUGAAGCAGAUUGCCACUAUGGAGAGACUGUCUUUUCUUUCGCCGAAUUAAAACAACAUGAUGCUGAGCAAGAGGACUUAAAUAAUAUCAGACAUCCAACAAAAGGUACACCUGUUGUCACUAUGAACACCAAGAAGCAACCCUUUGUGAUUACGCGCUGGAAGCAGUUCUGGUACGCCCCUGUCACCUCCUUUGUUGGCAAUGUUCUGAUGUACUUCCUCUUCCUGUUCCUGUACGCCUAUGUGAUGUUGGUUGACUUCAAGCCUCCUCCCCCUGAUGGCCCUGCGAUUUCAGAGUAUGUGCUGUAUUUCUGGGUGUUCACUAUCGUGUGUGAGGAGAUUCGAGAGUCGCUCAUUGUUGGAAGCAAGACAGUUAGACAGAGGGUGAUGCUGUAUAUUCAGGAUGUGUGGAAUAAGUUUGAUGUCCUUGCCAUCUCCCUCUUUAUUGCUGGUUUGUGCUGCAGGAUGUCUAAUUGGUCAAUUAACAUAGGACGUGACAUAUUGUGUGUGGACUACAUGGUGUUCACGCUCAGACUCAUCCACAUUUUCACCAUUCACAGACAGCUCGGGCCCAAAAUCAUCAUACUGGGCAAAAUGAUAAAGGAUGCAUUCUUCUUCUUAUUCUUUCUGGGAGUGUGGCUGAGUGCAUAUGGAGUGGCCAAUCAAGCUCUACUCUAUUCAUUUGACCCAAAUCCUGAUAGGGUAUUCCGAAGAGUAUUGUACAGACCAUAUUUGCAUAUAUUUGGACAGAUUCCUGUGGAGGAGAUAGACACUGGCAAGUCUUGGGACAGAGACUGCACUGAUAACCUGACAUUGAUCAGUGGAGGGGAAGAGCCAUGUCGAGAUACCAGCCACAACUGGCUUGUGGUUAUUUUACUGGUUGUCUUUCUACUUGUUACCAACAUCCUACUUGUCAAUCUACUCAUCGCCACAUUUAGCUAUACCUUCUCUAAGGUUCAGGAGCGAAGUGACAUAUACUGGAAGUUUCAGCGUUAUAAUCUUAUAGUGCAGUAUCAUUCUCGUCCAACUCUUGCUCCACCCUUUAUCAUCCUGUCCCACAUCAAUAUAUUCAUCAAGAGACACCUCCGCAAAGUGCCUUCUAUCAAAAUCCACCAUUUUGCUCUGGACAUAAUCGGUAAAGCUGCUAGCAAGUUGGUCAAAUGGGAAACUAUGCAGAAGGAGAACUUCCUGUCUGCUGAGAGUAAAAAACUAAGAGGGACCGACACUGAAAGACUGAAGCACUUGAAUACUAAAGUGGAUGGUGUUCUUAAACACGUUACAGAGAUCAGAGAUGUUGAUCGUAGAUUAAGAGUACUAGAAACCGAGAUGGAGUUUUGUACAUCAUCUCUUCAAUGGAUUAUGGAAGCUCUAUCUCAAAGCAAUUUGGUAAAGACUGGCAAAGUCCACCCUACUCGCAAAGCCGUUAUUUCAGCCCCUCUUGAGAAAUGAACGGAAUUUUGAUUUCCUGGCUUCGGACACAUAAUUCAACAAAACCAAUGACUUGUUUGCUUGUAUUUUUCUGUUUUCUGUUUUUAAAUAAAUCUUCAUGGGUUUUUCACGGUUCAUGAACUUA
Messenger RNA from Triplophysa dalaica, 3934 nucleotides. Its product is annotated as transient receptor potential cation channel subfamily M member 4-like. The coding region runs from base 112 to 3810 and encodes 1232 amino acids. The record is from RefSeq and is a predicted model, not a curated record. Gene Ontology annotation, cellular component: membrane. Gene Ontology annotation, biological process: calcium ion transmembrane transport. The transcript has 28 exons. Gene Ontology annotation, molecular function: ligand-gated calcium channel activity; calcium-activated cation channel activity. NCBI's taxonomy places the organism in Eukaryota, Metazoa, Chordata, Actinopteri, Cypriniformes, Nemacheilidae.